Trichechus manatus latirostris (Florida manatee) is the source of this 648-nucleotide messenger RNA. RefSeq names its product olfactory receptor 6F1. Bases 86 to 562 code for a protein of 158 amino acids. Gene Ontology annotation, molecular function: olfactory receptor activity. Gene Ontology annotation, cellular component: membrane. NCBI's taxonomy places the organism in Eukaryota, Metazoa, Chordata, Mammalia, Sirenia, Trichechidae. The transcript is spliced from 2 exons. The record is from RefSeq and is a predicted model, not a curated record. Gene Ontology annotation, biological process: G protein-coupled receptor signaling pathway.
UACUUUUAUUUUUUGAGGAGUGUGUAAUUUGUUUCAAAGUCUUUCAGUCUUGGGUCUCUGUUUCCUGCUUUAUUUCAGGACCACAAUGGGCACAGACAAUGGAAAUGUCUCCCAGGAAUUUCUCCUGUUGGGCUUUCCAGGCUCCCAGGCCCUUCAGCUCUCUCUCUUCAUGCUUUUUCUGGUGAUGUACAUCCUCACAGUCAGUGGUAACGUUGCUAUCUUGAUGUUGGUGAGUACCUCUCACCAGCUCCACACCCCCAUUUCCUGCCUCAUCACUCUGGUCUCCUACAUCUUCAUCAUUAGCACCAUCCUCAGGAUCCCCUCGGCCAGCGGCCAGAGUAAAGCCUUCUCCACAUGCUCCUCUCAUCUAACUGUGGUGUUGAUCUGGUAUGGAUCCACCAUCUUCCUUCAUGUCCGCACCUCAAUCAAGGAUGCCUUAGAUCUGACCAAGGCUGUCCACGUCCUGAACACUGUGGUGACUCCAGUUCUAAACCCCUUCAUCUAUACGCUACGUAACAAGGAAGUAAGAGAAACACUGCUAAAAAAAUGGAAGACAAAAUAAGUUGCUUCUAACAUAACAAAUCUCUAGUAAAUUAUGUCAAUAUAUAUACAGAGAUUCCAAGUAAGAAUAUGCAAAGACAAAGCCAA